GGGCGGAGCCGCAUCACGGUCUGAACCCGCCCCGGGGUCCGCCAAGGUGCGUCUCCAGGCAGACGCGGCCGCCUGGGGCAGAGCGAGCUGGGACGCGCCACCUGCGGUGCUGGCUGCUGCUUUUUAUUUACUAGCAAACACUGUUUCCCCGCGGGAGAGUCCGGGAGCGCGCGGGCACACACACACACACACACACACACACGCUUACUCACUGAACACACGCGCUCGCGCACACACAUAUACAUACACGCUAGAGCUCUUGUCUUCACAACUGCAUCCCCAAACCGACAGUGCGAAGCUACUGCGGUUUCUCUUAACCUCAGCAUCGUGGGGGAGAAGCAGAGCCGUUGUGCAUCAGGGAGCGCCCGGUGCCUGCGCUGCCGACUCGGGUACAUACAUAACCCAGCAGACCGCUCACCCCAUCGGGUUUGGAGGUGGAGCAGCAGAAUUAAGAAUACACGCUGUAGAGUCAAACAACCUAGGUUUUGAUCCCUGACUCUAUCAAUUCCUCUCCAAUCCUGUCACUUUUGAUUUUAUUUGAAAAGAAGCUCACCAGUAAAAGAGGGGAUUCCACCAACGAACAUUUCCUAAGGGACCUUUGCACAGGCUGUUGACUCUGCCCAGGGCACCUCCCAACCACCCUUCUUCCCACCCCUCCCCAGCUGGAAUGCUUACAAACUGCUAAGGCUGAGAUCCUGAGGAACCCAGCUGGAGAAUGCCGUCUGAACGCUGCCUGAGUAUUCAAGAAAUGCUGACAGGCCAGAGGCUCUGCCACUCGGAAUCUCACAAUGAUAGCGUCUUGGCAGCGCUGAAUCAGCAGAGAAGUGACGGCAUCCUCUGUGACGUCACCCUGAUUGCUGAGGAACAGAAAUUCCAUGCUCACAAGGCAGUCCUAGCAGCAUGCAGUGACUAUUUCCGGGCGAUGUUCAGUCUCUGUAUGGUGGAAAGUGGAGCUGACGAGGUCAGUUUACAUGGUGUGACCAGCCUUGGCUUAAAGCAGGCCCUGGAGUUUGCAUACACGGGACAGAUUUUGUUGGAGCCAGGUGUGAUCCAGGAUGUAUUAGCAGCUGGCAGUCACCUACAGCUGUUGGAGCUUCUCAAUUUAUGUUCCCACUAUCUCAUCCAGGAAUUAAAUAGCUUUAAUUACUUGGAUCUGUACAGACUUGCUGACCUCUUUAACCUCACUUUGCUGGAGAAGGCAGUGAUCGAUUUCUUAGUGAAACAUCUCUCUGAGCUCCUGAAGAGUCGCCCAGAAGACGUUCUAACGCUUCCUUAUUGUCUGCUCCAGGAGGUUCUGAAGAGUGACCGCCUGACCUCCCUGAGUGAAGAGCAGAUCUGGCAGCUAGCUGUGAGGUGGUUGGAACACAACUGCCAUUACCAGUACAUGGAUGAGCUCCUGCAGUAUAUCCGCUUUGGCCUGAUGGAUGUGGAUACUCUCCAUACAGUUGCCCUGUCCCACCCCCUCGUCCAGGCAAGUGAAACUGCAACAGCUCUUGUCAAUGAGGCCCUGGAGUACCACCAGAGCAUCUAUGCACAGCCCGUUUGGCAAACUCGCAGGACCAAACCGCGAUUCCAGUCAGACACUCUAUAUAUCAUUGGUGGGAAAAAGCGUGAGGUCUGUAAAGUCAAGGAACUUCGGUACUUCAAUCCUGUUGACCAGGAGAAUGCUCUCAUAGCUGCCAUUGCCAACUGGAGUGAGCUGGCUCCCAUGCCCGUGGGAAGGAGCCACCACUGUGUAGCAGUCAUGGGGGACUUUCUGUUUGUGGCAGGAGGAGAAGUUGAGCAUGCUAGUGGCCGGACAUGUGCUGUGAGGACUGCCUGUCGCUAUGACCCCCGCAGUAAUUCCUGGGCGGAGAUAGCACCCAUGAAAAACUGCCGGGAGCAUUUUGUGCUGGGUGCCAUGGAUGAAUACCUCUAUGCAGUUGGGGGUAGAAAUGAACUGCGCCAGGUUCUGCCUACAGUUGAGCGAUAUUGCCCCAAGAAGAACAAAUGGACUUUUGUGCAGUCCUUUGACCGAUCCCUUUCAUGUCAUGCUGGAUAUGUGGCUGAUGGUCUUCUUUGGAUAUCAGGUGGAGUAACUAACACAGCACAAUAUCAGAACAGACUAAUGGUAUAUGAACCUAACCAGAAUAAAUGGAUAAGCCGCAGCCCUAUGCUGCAGAGAAGGGUCUACCAUUCCAUGGCUGCUGUUCAAAGAAAACUUUAUGUUCUUGGAGGCAAUGACCUGGACUACAAUAAUGACCGGAUCCUUGUGCGGCAUAUAGAUUCUUACAACAUAGACACCGACCAGUGGACGCGUUGUAAUUUCAACCUGUUGACUGGCCAAAAUGAAUCUGGAGUUGCUGUCCAUAAUGAGAGAAUAUAUUUGGUUGGUGGAUAUUCGAUUUGGACGAAUGAGCCUCUGGCUUGUAUCCAGGUGGUGGAUGUAAGUAGAGAAGGCAAAGAAGAAGUAUUUUAUGGGCCUACACUCCCUUUUGCUUCUAAUGGAAUAGCGGCAUGCUUCCUUCCAGCUCCAUAUUUCACAUGCCCUAACCUUCAGACUCUUCAAGUGCCUCAUCACAGGAUUGGGACCAUCUGAAAACCAAUGCUUUGUUAAUAACUAUCAUUAACAGAAGGGAAAGAAAAGCUUCACUUCUGAAUACUGGGCAUGAAAAGACUCCGUGCUCAGUGCUUCCUUGUUUUGUUUUAUAUGUCUUAUUUUCAGAUAAACAUUAGCAAAAAAUGAACAGUUUUCUAAAAUACAUUACUGAAACCUCCUGUCACCCUUCUCUCUGUGUGUCAAUAUGCAAUAUGUCUGACUUUUACUGUGGUGUAGCUCAGUGACAACUUAAUGGUCAAUUACUGUUCCAUGGGUCUUUAGAGCCUUUGUUGUAGACUUUCUCUAAUCAGCACUGUCUAGGAAAACAGGAAAAUGUUAGUAAGGCAAUUUAUUUCACAAGUACUGCCAUCGAUGAUCUUCAAAAAAAAAAAAAAUCUUCCGUAUUUAAUCCCCUUACUACUUAAAACUGGGUUUGUAAUUUUUCUUUUAAAAAUUUAACAUUAUGCAGCCCCACUAGUAUAGACUCAGUAUUAUGACAUUAUAAAAUUUUAAAUGCCAUGUUUUAUUCACAGUAACACGAAUGAUAGAAGUACACUGGAACAGCAGUUGGAACGCCCAGAUUGUUCACCUUGGUUACUGUGACCUUGGGCUAGGUGCUUAACUUUCAGUGCUAGUUUUCCCAUUCUUUAAGGAGGAUAAUUAUUGAUUUCCGUAUCAAUUCAGAAGAAUGUUGUGAGGAUUAGGCAAAUGCUCUGAAGUACUUCAUUUAAGAAAAAAAAAAGUUACUCAAAUUACAAGGUAUUUUACUGUCUUUAGAAUUCUGUAACUGAACGGGGAGAUUAUUUUUGAAAUUACUUAAAAAAUUACUAAAUAGAACUUGGAACACAUGCUGUGGGGGAAAUGAUUCUGAAAAGCAUGUGAAGAGAUGCUAAUUAGGAAAAGGGGAGUCUACCAAAGCCAAAGAUUCCUAAGUCUAUACAAAUUCUUGCUUCACAUCAUAAUUCAAACACUUGUUUAAACUCAUUUAGUGAAAAAUGACAUUUCAAAGCUCAACAAAAAAAAAUUAGCUGUACUAAUUUGGGCACCAUAAAGUGCUCUGACAUAACUGUGAACCUAGACUUAGUAGUUCUAAUAAAAGUUUUUGCACUUUGUUAAAGGUUAUGUCAAUCUUGAGCACUUGUGGGACUUUUCCUCCACCACCAAUACAUAUUUUAUUACUACCACUUUUAAUAAUGCAUAAGAAUUCUUAUUUAGGCUAGGUUUUUGGAUUUGCUUUGUCUAUAACAAUAUAUAUAUAUAUGUGUAUAUGUACACAUAUAUAUAUGUAAUAAAAAUCACAUUGGAACAUAAAUUCAAGAAGUGUAACAUGAGUUUUUCCCUUUUCCUAAUUUUGUUAGGAUCUAAGUCACUUUACUAAAAGGAAGACUUUAUUUGGACUUUUUUCCUUUGGCAUAGUUUAAUUGUUUAGCAAUCCUUACCUUACAGGAAGUUGUCAUUUUAUUCAUGUAACCACUUUUGGUAUUCAGAAAUAAAAACAAACUUUUUAAAAUCCUAAAUACAAAAUUCACUAACUUUUCACACUGUUAUACCUAAAAAUUUUAAUUUUUAAAUAAUAAUCUGGUUAUUCAGAUUAAAGAGCAGAGAAGGAAAGACUAGGCAUAAGGGGAAAAAGUAAAAUAAAAACCUCCCAGAGAUUUAGACAAAAAACCUUCAGAGUAAUUUUACAGUUCUGAAAAGUGAAAAUUGAUACUGAUAUGAUAUUUAGAAGAAUUACAGAGUCUCUUUAGAAGAGUUUAUAAAUCAUGUAAACUAAAUAUUUUAAAUGCUUACCAAGUCAGGAAAAUGACUCUGGCAUUUCAGAUAUCUUUUCAAAAAGAACCUAAGCAAGAAGUGUUUCGGAUUUAUUAAAAUUUCUACUUGAUACAUGAAUUGACCUCCAGCUGUUUUACCUUAUAAAACCAUUACAUCUGUAAUCCCGCAUCCUAUAUCCAAUGAAUGAAAGGAAAAUGGUCUAAAAAUAAGCUUGCCUGACUAAUAAUGAAAAGGUACCCUGAAAUUACUCUUGAUAUUUUCUGUAUAGAUUUCUAACUAUUCAUUUAAAACAAAUCAGUAUAUCAGCAAACACUUUCUUGGGAAACUUUAAUGUAUUAUCCACUAAUAUUACAGAAUCGAACUCAGAAUUAGAAAAUAUUCUUUACAGUAUAGCCAAAGAUAGCCUCUAAAGUACAACAUUCCUAGGAAAAAUAAAACGCAGAAUGCUUAUGAUUAGAUCAUUUUCCUCAAAGAUUCCAGAAAACUGUGCUCAUAAAACCAAAUUCCACUGAAACUAUUCAAAUAUAUAUUUUCUAUUUAAGUGAACUAUAGUAAUUCAUCUUUCAUUUUUACUCUUUAAAAUUAUAGACCAUAUUGUAUUUGUAGUUAAAUUAUUAGGUUAAUUUGAAUUUCCAUAAGAAAAGCAUGAAAAUUCCAACCACUUAAACACCAUUUUCAGAUUUUACUAUCUAAAAGAAAACACAGUACUGCAUAGGUAUUAGCACAGUGUUCCUUUGUGUAGGAAGAAAAGCCAGCAAAGACAUUAAUCUGUAAAACAAUGUAAAGUGCAAUGAAGUUCCUUAGAUUCUUAAUAACAAAAUACCAAUUUGAUUAUGAUUAGGAUGUUUUUCUCGUUAGGUUACGAUUAAGAUAUUUUUCUUCCUUUUUCUUCAUGUUUUCUUCAAAGUUUAACCCCAUGUAUACUGUAUACCUUUCAACUGUUGAAAUGACUAAAAAACUUUGUUUUGCCACAGAAUAUUAAAACAGGAACAACACAGAAAUUAUUCUUCCAAGUAAUAUGGUUCAUUUUUAUUUUGGUUUUCAAAUAAUCUUUCAUAAAAAGGAAGUGUAAUAAUCAUGGAUGAAGUAUAAACUAAAUAUAUACAUUUAAAAAAUUAUAUGCACAAUUAACUUAUCAAUAUACAAUAAGGCCCAGCAUUUUCUGAAAACACAAUUCACAAAUGCAAUAAAUGCUAUAAACUGGAUAACUACUAGCACACCAAAAACUUUAAUAAGCAGAAGUUAUUCAAUUCCAAUCAUGUAGUACUUAUUUUGGUAAUCUUAGCAAUAUAGAUUAUCACUGAAUCAAAGUACAAAUCUUAUAUCUUAUUAAAUAUGUGAAAAAAUAUGCUACUUUGCUAGCUUCCCAAACCAACUGUCUUAAGCAAACAAAACAUGGUAUUUAUAUUGGCAUGCUAUGUACUUGACUGACAAGGCAGUAUUUUUAACCCUAGGAGGAGAAGGCAGGAGAAGAGCUUUUGGAAAAAUGUAAGGUUUACAUAAAAUCUAUAGGAUUGAGGGAAGACAGGUUUCCUAGAGGCUUUUCCCAACUGCAGAAACUUGUCAAAUUUUUAUAGAACAGAUAAUUUUAACAAAGGGAUGUAAAAAUAAAAGCUGUCAAAGAUUCUGUUAAAGUACACGUAAUUCUUUAAGAACAAAAUAGUUUUAAAAAUUUGUGAUGAAGCAUGAAAGAAAAUAAUAAUGGGUAAAGAACACACACACAGGCUACAGGUAAGUUUUGUUUUUGUUUUUGUUUUUAAUAUAGAUGCCCAGGUAGAAAAAGUCAAAUAGGCUUAAGAAAAAAUAUGCUAGGAAUAGGUAAAGAUAUAAAAGUUUUAAACUAUGAAACUCUUCUAAUGCAAAUGAAGUCAAUACUAAAAGAUUUCUGUACAGAGAUCAUACUCCAUGUUUUUUACUCCCCCAUGAAAACCUAAUUAAAUGUUCAAUUAAAAUUUAAAUCAUAACCAAAUCUGAAUGUCUAAUAAAGUCCUUUCUACCA
Felis catus (domestic cat) is the source of this 6350-nucleotide messenger RNA. It is a transcript of the gene KLHL32, whose product is annotated as kelch like family member 32. The record is from RefSeq and is a predicted model, not a curated record. The transcript is spliced from 14 exons. Bases 716 to 2578 code for a protein of 620 amino acids. Lineage: Eukaryota; Metazoa; Chordata; Mammalia; Carnivora; Felidae. Gene Ontology annotation, molecular function: protein binding.